Molecule: messenger RNA, 3924 nt
Organism: Saimiri boliviensis boliviensis (Bolivian squirrel monkey)
Lineage: Eukaryota; Metazoa; Chordata; Mammalia; Primates; Cebidae
Gene: TRAK2
Product: trafficking kinesin protein 2
Biological process (GO): protein targeting; anterograde axonal transport of mitochondrion; vesicle transport along microtubule
Cellular component (GO): cytoplasmic vesicle; dendrite; mitochondrion
Molecular function (GO): myosin binding; GABA receptor binding
Source: RefSeq, a predicted model, not a curated record
CAGCAGGUCUUGCGCUGGGCCGUGGAGGCCGCUGGGAGAGUGGGUCUCCUCUGGCUUUCCCAAUUGCGUGGGGGCUGCCAUUGACCCGCUGUGGCUGCAGAACCGAGGUCGCCGAGUGAUGAUGAUGUGAAAUCGCUCGCCUGUCCCUGCCACUCCCAGGCGGUUGCUGGCAGUGGAAGCAGCGGCGGCAGCUUCGGCUGCUGCUCUUAGGCUGCCCCCGCAUUAGGAGCUUCCUGAAGAAGCGCGGGCGGACAACGGAGGAUGCCGGGCCACUGCAGUGAGUCAUGACUGUCCAAGGUGUGAUAAUCACAUGAGGGUGCUCAUUGCUACAGAUGUCAUUUGACUCAUCGGAGAAAAUCUUUCUAAAAGAAAAUACCCAUGUGACCAAAUCCAUUUCAUUAUUGAAUGGCUUGAUGGAUUUCCUUUACUCUGAUUCAUACCAAAGCUGUCCUUCUCAACCAAAGCAAGAAAGGAUCCUGUAUGAGUCAAUCCCAGAAUGCAAUUUUUAUAUCACCAACAGGUGAAGAAAACCUCAUGAAUAGCAAUCACAGAGACUCAGAGAGCAUCACUGAUGUCUGCUCCAAUGAGGAUCUCCCUGAAGUUGAGCUGGUGAAUCUGCUAGAAGAACAACUACCACAGUAUAGGCUAAAAGUAGACACUCUCUUUCUAUAUGAAAAUCAAGACUGGACUCAGUCUCCACACCAGCGGCAACAUGCAUCUGAUGCCCUCUCUCCAGUCCUUGCUGAAGAGACUUUCCGUUAUAUGAUUCUAGGCACAGACAGGGUGGAGCAGAUGACCAAAACUUACAAUGACAUCGACAUGGUUACACAUCUCCUGGCAGAGAGGGAUCGUGAUCUGGAACUUGCUGCUCGAAUUGGACAAGCUCUGUUAAAGAGGAACCAUGUCUUAUCUGAGCAGAAUGAAUCCCUGGAGGAACAAUUGGGACAAGCCUUUGAUCAAGUUAAUCAGCUGCAGCAUGAGCUAUCCAAGAAAGAUGAGUUACUUCGAAUUGUCUCCAUUGCUUCUGAAGAAAGUGAAACUGAUUCCAGCUGUUCUACACCUCUUCGGUUCAAUGAGUCCUUUAACUUAUCUCAAGGGUUGCUGCAGUUGGAAAUGCUGCAAGAAAAGCUCAAGGAACUGGAAGAAGAGAAUAUGGCUCUUCGAUCCAAGGCUUGUCACAUAAAGUCAGAAACUGUUACCUAUGAAGAAAAGGAACAACAGCUUGUCAGUGACUGUGUUAGAGAACUUCGUGAAACAAAUGCUCAGAUGUCCAGAAUGACUGAAGAAUUGUCAGGGAAGAGUGAUGAGUUGAUUCGAUACCAAGAAGAGAUUUCUUCUCUUUUGUCACAGAUUGUAGAUCUUCAGCAUAAACUUAAAGAACAUGUGAUUGAGAAGGAAGAACUAAGACUUCACCUGCAAGCUUCCAAAGAUGCCCAAAGACAACUGACGAUGGAGCUGCGUGAGUUACAGGACAGAAAUAUGGAGUGUCUAGGAAUGUUACAUGAAUCCCAAGAAGAAAUAAAGGAACUUCGUAGUAGAUCUGGCCCUGCUGCUCAUCUCUACUUCUCCCAGUCAUAUGGAGCUUUUACGGGGGAAUCUUUGGCAGCUGAGAUUGAGGGGACUAUGCGUAAAAAGCUGAGUUUGGAUGAGGAAUCGUCUCUCUUUAAACAAAAAGCCCAACAGAAACGGGUAUUUGAUACCGUCAGGAUUGCCAAUGACACACGGGGCCGCUCUGUCUCCUUCCCAGCUCUGUUACCCAUUCCAGGCUCCAACCGUUCAAGUGUCAUCAUGACAGCAAAACCUUUUGAGUCUGGUUUACAGCAAACAGGGGACAAGUCACUCCUGAACCAGGGAAGCAGCUCAGAGGAGGUUGCAGGGAACUCCCAGAAUAUGGACCAACCAGGACCCUCUGGAGAUAGUGAUUUGGCUACAGCACUGCAUCGCCUUAGCUUGCGUCGACAGAACUAUUUAAGUGAGAAGCAGUUCUUUGCUGAAGAAUGGCAGCGGAAGAUCCAGGUUCUGGCUGACCAGAAGGAAGGAGUUAGUGGUUCUGUGACCCCAACAGAAAGCUUUGCCUCUCUCUGCACCAACCAGUCAGAAAUCACAGACCUCAGCAGUGCCAGUUGCCUUCGGGGUUUUCUGCCAGAAAAAUUACAAAUUGUCAAGCCCCUUGAAGGAUCACAAACUCUGUAUCACUGGCAGCAGCUUGCUCAACCAAAUUUGGGAACCAUCCUUGAUCCACGACCAGGUGUCAUUACAAAAGGCUUUACCCAGUUGCCCAAAGAUGCCAUUUAUCACAUCUCAGAUUUAGAAGAGGAUGAAGAGGAGGGCAUUACUUUUCAGGUUCAGCAACCUCUUCAAGUGGAAGAGAAACUUUCAACAUCCAAGCCAGUAACAGGGAUCUUCCUACCACCCAUUACUUCAGCUGGUGGACCAGUUACAGUUGCAACUGCCAACCCAGGAAAGUGCCUGUCAUGCACAAACUCAACAUUCACUUUCACCACCUGUAGAAUAUUACAUCCCUCUGACAUCACUCAGGUUACCCCCAGCUCUGGGUUUCCUUCAUUAUCCUGUGGAAGUAGUGGCAGCAGUUCAUCCAACACGGCUGUAAAUUCUCCUGCCUUGUCCUAUAGACUCAGCAUUGGUGAGUCCAUCACCAACAGACGAGACUCCACUACAACCUUCAGUAGCACCAGGAGCUUGGCCAAACUUCUGCAAGAGCGAGGCAUCUCUGCCAAAGUGUACCACAGCCCAGUUUCAGAGGACCCCGUCCUCCAGCCUCUCCCUAAAGCCUUGGCUAUCCCUUCCACACCACCAAAUUCACCAUCUCAGUCACCUUGCCCUUCUCCUUUGCCCUUUGAGCCUCGAGUGCAUCUCUCUGAAAAUUUUUUGGCCUCUCGACCAGCUGAGACAUUCCUCCAGGAGAUGUAUGGCUUGAGACCCUCCCGGAACCCUCCUGAUGUUGGCCAGUUGAAGAUGAACUUAGUGGACAGGCUGAAGAGACUGGGAAUAGCCAGAGUGGUCAAGACUUCUGGUGCCCAAGAGAAUGGAAGAUACCAGGAGGCAGAAACUGGUCUUCAAAAACCAGAUUCUGCUGUUUAUUUAAAUUCAGGGAGCAGUUUAUUGAGUGGACUAAGGAGAAAUCAGAGUCUUCCAGUCAUAAUGGGUAGCUUUGCUGCCCCAGUUUGCACAUCCUCACCCAAAAUGGGUGUCCUGAAGGAGGACUGAGGCUCAGCAGUUAACUGACCUCUUAUACAAAUGAGCACCUGAGGCUAGCUAUGCACUGAAACAUGUGGUCUGGUCUGACUUGAGAGUAAAGGAAUGUUGCACAAGGGUUGUGAAUGUGAAAGGGGGAAUGGAGGAAUUGAAGCAAAAUUGGGGUGAGCCCUAAUGGAUGAAGGCUGGCAAAUUGGAAGUAUAAAUGAAUGGGCCAAGAGUGUUCAGAGGCAGGAAAGAAAGGUUUAAUAUACUCCUUCAGUUGAGUUUUCUUGUCUUGAAAAUAAAAAGUGAAUAAUAAAGAAAUUCACUAAUCCUGAAACAUACAGAGAUACUGAACUUGCUGGCACAUUUACUUCUGGUAAGCAUAAAGCAGAGAGAACCCAGGUUGGAAGAAUGAGAAGAGAAAAGGAGCAGUUAUGUUGCUUAUAGAAAGCCGCUCUGAAGGUUUGGUGGGGUAAGCUCAGUGUGUUACCGAGACAAUGGUGAGAUGGCUUAUAUGUUUUCCCCGUUAAUGUCUGGCUAAAUUACGCAUCUAUCAAAUGAUAUGCUCACAGCAUUAGCAAAAUUAGGAGUUUCAUCUUUUUUAUUGAAUCACAGGUGGAGACUCCUAUUUUCCUUUCUGCUUUCAGGCCUUUGAGCCCCUAGCAGCCCAAAUACCACUCAAUUAUUUUGUAUUUAUGAUUAAUAAAAGUUCAUUUUUUAAAA